Molecule: messenger RNA, 1110 nt
Organism: Cuscuta europaea
Lineage: Eukaryota; Viridiplantae; Streptophyta; Magnoliopsida; Solanales; Convolvulaceae
Source: the annotation of a GenBank genome assembly
GGACUGCGCAGACUUCGCACGAACACGAAAAUGUGAGGGCUGCCAGAAGUUCCAAACAAACCCAGCCAGGCCUGCUACCAUGUAUAUCCCCCAUCAGCACAGCGAUCCCCUUCUCAAGGUUGGGAAGAGAUCUCAUGGGUCACCUCGCAUAGGGCUCAGGAGGUCGGAAAUUCGUAAUAGUUGAGGUUAUUACUUUACUAAAUGGGUUGAGGUGGAAGACUCUGAAGUAUAAGUGAGAACUCUUUCCAGCCGGAGUCGUAACAACUAAUAACUGAAGGCUGAAGUCAGAACCAGCAACAGACAGAGGUGGGCGUGAGGCGGAGUCUGCAUUGGAUUGAGUACUAGAAGGGGAAAAGAUCAGUAAGCCAUGAAAAGAGGAAGAAAGAAUUUGAAAAGAGCUGUAAAUGAUAAAUUUGCAACUCUUCAACAGGGAGAAAGCAUUAUGCAAGUAGUUGACCUACGUGGCUCCAAUCAGAUUGAGGUAAUGGAUGCGAAGGGUGAAAAGUCAAUAGCAAUCUUCCCAGCUAAAUUUCAAAAGAGCAUGUGGAUUAAAAGAGGGAACUUUGUUGUGGUUGACGAGAGUGGGAGAGAAGAGGCAAUGGGGUCUGGUAGAAAAGUGGGGUGCACUGUUACACAAGUCCUCUUCUAUGACCAAGUUCGUGAGUGUCAAAAGUCCCCAGACUGGCCAGAUAUCUUCAGAUCUGCAGCAAUAGAACCUCCAAUGCAAGGUUUGGAAAAGCACACGCCUCAGACAUGUGAUGUUGAAAACUCUAGUAGUGAUGAUGAUGGACUUCCUCCAUUAGAAGCCAACACCAAUAGAUUAAAACCUUUCCAAGGUGAGUCAGAUAUAGAGUUGGAUUCUGAGACUGAUUCUUGAUUCACACUUCUAGUAAGUGUAAGUUUUGGGCUUGUGAUUCUUUAGUAAGUUUUGGGCUUGAUGCUCUAGUAAAUCUGCCUUUGCAUUUAUAGGACCUCACUUUUACCUUUUUCGUUACUGAAGUAACAAAGUGUUUUUUUGGAUUGAAGGGGGGAGGGGAAUGUGAAAGGAGUGUGCCUCCUCAUCUUUACUUUUAUUUGGCAUGUGGGAAAGCCAGAAACUUAAUGUCAAGG